CACAAGCAAAAAAAAAAAAAAACCAUGCCUUCUAUUUCUGCGUCUUUAUUAUCUCGGAUAAAAUUGUCUUCCUCUUCCGCGUUAAGAACCACUAUGAAGAUCGCUGUUGAGGGCUGCUGCCAUGGUCACUUGGACGAGAUUUACGGUAGUCUUAAACUACUGGAACAACGCAAGAAAUGCAAAAUAGAUCUACUCUUGAUCUGUGGCGAUUUUCAAGCAGUUCGCAAUCCAGGCGAUAUGCGGUGUAUGUCUGUGCCACCGCAAUAUCAAAAACUGGGUUCUUUCUGGAAAUAUUAUUCGGGCAAAGCCAAGGCUCCUUAUUUAACCAUUUUCAUUGGAGGCAAUCAUGAAGCAAGUAAUCACUUGUGGGAACUGUAUCAUGGCGGAUGGGUAUGCGAAAACAUCUAUUAUCUGGGUCAUGCUGGUGUUGUCAACUACAAAGGCCUACGCAUUGGCGGCGUAUCUGGUAUCUUUAAACAACAUGAUUAUACAACAGGACACUAUGAGAGAUACCCCUACAAUCCAUCCGAUCUGCGAUCAGUAUAUCAUGUCCGAGAAUAUGACGUUCGCAAACUUUUGCAGAUACGGAAACCAAUGGAUGUAUUUUUAUCUCACGAUUGGCCUCAAUCAAUCGAGCAUUGUGGCGACCUCGAUCAACUUUUACGAAAGAAAAGGUUCCUAGAAAACGAUAUUCGAUCCAGCUCGCUUGGUAGUCGACCCAACAAGGAUCUUUUGCUCAAAUUAAAACCAGAUUAUUGGUUUGCAGCCCAUCUGCAUGUGCAUUAUCCAGCCGUGGUUGAUCAUGCCAAGUCAGAGAAAGAACUGAAACCGGGCGAUGGUAAUGCAUCAGAAGGCGUUACCAAGUUUUUGAGCUUAGACAAGUGCUUACCGCGUCGGCAGUUUCUGCAGGUUGUCGAUGUACCGACACCAGAGCCCGAGACGAGCGACAGUUUGAAAUAUGAUCUUGAAUGGCUGGCGAUCACAAAGGCGCUUCAUCCGUACUUGAGUCUAAACAGAGAAGCUACUCCGUUGCCAACAGAUGAAGAAAUGCAAAGCAUGAUUGAACAGGAGCUCAUGUUUUUGGGCAUGCAAGAGGAUAUGGACGAAUUGGACUUGACGAUUCCAAAGAAUUUCUCAGCUACGUGUGAUGUAUUUAGCAAAACAUGUAAGUGUUUAUCUUACUGAAAAAGAGGAAAUCAUAUAGAUGCUCACAAUCAGUCUAGACCAACCUGCCGUCAAUCCCCAGACGGCUGCCUUUUGCCAGUUAUUAGGCAUUGAGAACAAGAUAAACGCCAAGGUUCCAGCAGCUCCUCCUCGCGAUGAUACUGAACUAGCAGCAGAAGAACCAGAAGAAGAAUUGGCUGAACAAGCACCCGCAGAAGAAGGUGCGUCUGGAGAGCAGCAGCAACAACAACAACAACAACAGCAGCAUCAGGAAUCAGAGAGCAUACAAAACGACAGAGACGAAGAAGAUGGCCAUUCUCCGAC
Zychaea mexicana is the source of this 1488-nucleotide messenger RNA. RefSeq names its product lariat debranching enzyme, C-terminal domain-containing protein. Gene Ontology annotation, molecular function: RNA lariat debranching enzyme activity. The record is from RefSeq and is a predicted model, not a curated record. Bases 25 to 1185 code for a protein of 386 amino acids. NCBI's taxonomy places the organism in Eukaryota, Fungi, Mucoromycota, Mucoromycetes, Mucorales, Lichtheimiaceae. Gene Ontology annotation, biological process: mRNA splicing, via spliceosome. The transcript has 9 exons. Gene Ontology annotation, cellular component: nucleus.